UUUAUUUAGUAAAAGAUUCAUGCUGUAACAACUUCUCUAGAAUAAUGAUGAAGGCAAAGUUUGUGACCGUUUGUAGAUUUUGCAUCCACGCUAUUAGUUUUCUUUGAAAAUACACAUUCAUAUAUUUAAACCGCGUCAUAACUAUUGCGCAAAAAUGUAUAGAAGUAAAAAGGACGUCGAUAAACACGUGGAAACGUUAACAUCUAAAUUGUCACUAAAAGAGUUUAAUAGCCGGGCAUAUUCCAUCGCUCGGUUGUAUUUCGAUGUAGGGGACUAUGCAAGUUGUGUAAAAUACGUUGAACAAUACCUUACAUGCAAAGAUAAAAAUGCCGCCGCGCAUAAACUACUUGGACAGGCAUUUCAAAAGUCAGGACAAAAAGAAAAAGCUCUUGAGCAAUACAAAAUUUCACUUGAUGUUGAUCCAACACAAACAACUACCAUCCUUGACAUUUGCGAGUUGCUAGCUGAUGAUGAAGUUACCAUUGACCCCGGACGUGCAAAAUAUUGGUGUGAAAAAGCAGAAGCUAUUUUUCCAAGACAUACAACAACUUUUCGGCUUAGAGAAAAGCUUUUGAGUAAAUUUAACCCUGAUCCAGAAGCAUUAGUUAAAUUACUAAAAGCAGAGCUUCUAGAAAGGCCAAAGGAAGCACUCCUUCAUGCUCAUUUACUUAAACACUAUUUGAAUUCUAAUCAAAUAAAAGAUGCAUUUGUACACAGUUGUAAUGUAGAAUUUGACAACAAUUUUUUUUCACUAAACAAUGAUUGGUAUGAAAUAAUAUCCCAGGUUUUAAAAAGUUACACUUUUGACUUGAAAGAUUGGCUAUACCAAUUACUUUUGCUGACUGUAAAAGAGAGACUAUGUCUCCUAAGUCUUACAGAAAUACCUAGUGGUUCAUCAAAAAGUUUGAUUGAAUGCAAUGAUUUACUUUUUCAUUAUGACCAAGCAAUAGAAAAUGUUGCUCGUGUUGGUGCACCCAGUGGACACUCAGAAUUUCACUCAUAUCUUUUGCAACACCACAAAGGUCAGCUGGCUUUCCAUACUGCAACUUUUCUACUUAAAAAGGCAAAAAAAGAUCUAAUAAAUUGGAGGGAAAGUACUAGAUUAGCAGAUCCCUUAAUGCUAAUAGCAUGGCAAAUAGUUCCAAUGGAUUCUAAGGUCAAUUGGCUUCACCAUGCUCCAGAAAAACAAAAAAAGGUAGUUCAACGAUGGUACAUAGAGGGUAGCUAUAGAUGUUCACAGUCUGGGCAUUAUUUACUUUCAAAUUGUCAGGAUAAAAGUCAACUGUUUCUAGAUCAAAUAUCACAAUAUUGUUCUAGCCCUGAAUGGAAAGAAAAACUAUACAAAAAACUUUACCCAAUUAGUGAAUAUCAAGCAAAAAUGAAGACAUCUCACAUUACAUCCAAUUCAUUUAAUAUUCCUGCAAUCAGGUUACCAAGAAGAAGUGAAGUUGAGGCUUAUGAUGACAAUGCUCAAAGAGAAUAUCCAAAUUCCUUACAUCAUAUUGUUUGGAUUUUGAUUAAUUACAAAAAUUUAUCUGAUUUUAAAUGUACUCUCUUUGACAUGUUAAUGCCUACUGUUACGAAUAGUGGACCAGAAGCCCUCAGCAAAAUAGAUGUUUAUGCCUUUGCUUACUGUUCUGCAUUAUCAGCAAAACAAAAACAUAAUCAAAAAUUAUAUGCUGCUGAUGAUAGACCACACACUGUACCAGCCAAUAUUACUGAUUUACUUUGUAGUCUUACACAAAUGAAAUGGUGGGAUUGUGCUUAUAAAUUCUGUCAAAAUGAGCUGGGUACAGAGUUAACAGAUAUCCGUGCCACAUUAAGUGCUGGUAUUGAAGUAGUAAGAUGUAUAGAUAACCAUGGCUUAGAUCCAGAGCUUCUUUGCAUUCUUGGUCGGAUUUUUAGUGAGCAAGCUAAGCUAAUAACUGAAGAAGAAAGAAGCACUAAAUUAGAAAUGAGAGCAUUUCUAUAUUAUUCAGCAGCAAUACCGCUCUUGAACCAACUAAAAAACAAUACUUUUAUUAAAAUACCUAAAAAGCGUAUCUUUGACUAUACACAUUCAGACCUUGGAUCUAAAGAACUUAACACAUUAAUUGAAGAAUGUAAACUUUAUGUGGCUCUUAUACAUCUCAGAGAUGGAGAGUUUGAAAAAGUGAUUGAUUUGCUAGCCAAUAUAAAAAGCCCCAAGGCCUUUUAUUAUCUUGGCGAAACAUACAAAAGAAUUGCUUUGGAAGAAAUAUCCAACUCGAGAGAAGCUGGAGCUGACUCAAAGUGUAUGUCAUUAUUAAUGAAAUCUAAACAGUUUGCUUAUAAUGCUUUGGAUAAAUUGAAACAAACUGAGGCUUUCAAAAGUACCAACUUAUAUUCUGAAACACAAGAUUUGAUUGGAGACAUAGAAGCAUGUAUAAAUAAAGUUGAUCCAGACUAUUCUACUCAUGUUAACAACAUAGAAGGGAAGUACUUAUCCGACGAAAACAUUUCUCUGAUUACCAGUGAACAGUUUUCUAUUCGACCUAACCAUCAUUUUCGCAAUAUCAGUUCUACACCUAAACAUCAAUCGCAAGCUAACAUUACCAAUUAUCGGUCUGCAAUAGACUCUCAAUUAUUAGAAAACAACAGGAUAGAUAAUCAGUACUUAGAAAGAAUUGAAACACAUAUAAGAAAUUUGCAAAAAAAAGACUCAAUGAUUAAUGAAUUCAUGGAACAAACGAAAGUAUGGUUUAAAGAAAAUAAUACGAUGGGAAAUCAAAUAAUAAACACCAUUCAUUUGAAUACAGAAAAUACUACUGAACAAUUUAAACUUCUUAAAAUAUCAAUUGACCAAGUUAAAGGUCAAAUAGAUGAAUGUAGAAACGAAUGUAAAGAUGUCGUAGAAUUAAAGAAACAAGUGGCUGAGUUAAAGAAAGAAGUGUUUAAGUUGAAGAAAGGAUCUUCUGAUCAAGCGGUAAAUGAAAGUGACUUGUAUAAUUUGGAUGAAAACUAUAGAACAACUGAGAGCACUUCAACAUUUACGCCGCACAUACCUUUUACACCAUCUCAGGUUAUACCACCUUUCACUCAACGUCUUGUACCUCCAUUCCCAAUGCCAUCUAAUCCAUACCAUAUGUAUGGGCAAAAUUUAUACAGUUUGUUCAAUCAGUAUUCUCAAUUUACUCAACCACAGUCUGUGCCAGGAGCGCAAUUAUUUGACCCUACUAGGGGUCAGAUGAACUACCCUAAUGUAUAUCCAACACCAGAUCAAAUGUAUCUGGAUGCGCAUCUUAUCCCUCCUAAUAUGUCCUCUGCAUCCACACUGCCAUCUGUGACAACGAUACCUACAGUGUCUACGAUACCUGUGUUGUCAUCUACAAUUAUAACAACUUCUGUUACCAAAGCUCCUUUGUCAACAACAGUUCCAACUUUAAAACCAACUAGUACAGUUGAUAUUAAAGACCCCUCGCGGUCACUACCGGUGAAUGUAGUUAUAACCUCAUCUGAUCCCUUACCUACCAGUGCCGCAAUUCCUGCGCCAGUAUUAAGCGUAACUGUCCCACCCCAGCACAUCAAGGGAAGUCCUCAUAAUUAUCAGAUACCAAUGCCAACUACUUCCGAAAAUAGGGCUUUAUCCCCGUCAAAACUUGGUUUUACGCAAGGGACGACUAAACAAACUGUAACUGCAACUUCUUCUUCCUUUUGGAAUCCAUCUAUAUUUGCCGAUACUCAAUCUACCGGUCUUUUUAAUAGCACUUCACAAGAAAAUUCCAACAUAGUCAGCGGUGUACCAUUUGACUCAUCGCCCAAUAUUUCUCUUAACAAAUCAAGAACAUUAUCAGAAAAAAGUAACACAUCGGUAGAGAACUAUGACCCUUGUCCGGACUUUAAACCAAUCAUACCUUUACCGGCUGAAGUAAAGGUGACAACUGGAGAAGAAGAUGAAGUUGUAAUAUUUAGCGCAAGAGCCAAAUUAUUCCGAUUUGUCGAUAAACAAUGGAAAGAAAGGGGUCUUGGUGAAAUGAAAUUAUUACAGCACAAAAAGACUGGCAAAGUAAGAGUACUCAUGAGGAGAGAACAAAUUCAUAAAAUCUGUGCAAAUCACAUAAUUUUGCCAGAAAUGGAAAUAAAACAAAUGAUGAAUGAGACGAAAGCUUACUUUUGGGUAGCAAACGAUUUUGCCGAAGAAACAGUUAUAUUUGAAAAGUUCUGUAUCAGAUUCAAAACUGCUGAAAUUGCGAAACAGUUUUAUGACACAUUUGAAAAGGCUCGACAAGAGGCUAUAGCUUCUUCAAUAACCACCACAAGUGUAAAUCAAAAGCAACCUGAAAUUUCACAAACUACGAAAGUCGAUUUGGAUCAAAAUAAAACCGUUGUUGGCGGUUUCACGUUUUCGACUACACCAUCUUUUAAAACUAUCAAUAAUGUGACUUCAAGUGAUACACCUACGACCCCACAAACAUCAAAAAGUAAUAUUUUUAGUACUUUGUCAUUCAAAUCCAACACCAGCACACAGUUUACUAACUUGUUUAAUACUACAACAAAACAAACUGAUUCAGUUUCACAAAAUCAGCAACAAACAGAAAACACAAAUAAAUUGAAUACUUCCGAUACUGUUGAAGAAUUUGAACCUGCAGUUGAUUUCAAACCUGUUGUGCCUUUACCUGCUUUAGUCGAUCAAAAAACUGGCGAAGAAGAUGAAAUUAUUUUAUUUGAACAUCGUGCAAAAUUAUUACGAUAUGAUUCAUCAACCAGAGAAUGGAAAGAACGAGGUCUUGGAAAUAUUAAAUUAUUGAUGCACAAAGACAAUAGUCAAAAAAUUCGUCUUUUAAUGAGAAGAGAACAAAUUAUGAAAGUAUGUUGUAAUCACGCUAUUAGUAAAGAUAUUACCUUCCAGAAAAUGCCAAAUAUGGAUAAAGCAGUAACGUGGUGCGCCAAAGACUUCUCAGAGGGAGAAUUAAUCCCUGAAACUUUCUGUUUAAGAUUUAAAACUGUUCAAAUAUGUGAAGAUUUUCUAAAAGCUGUUAUGUCGGCUCUUUCUAAAAUUGAUGAUUCAAAAUCACCUAAAGAGGGAUCGAAUGCUGAUAAACAAAUUAAUCACAGCAAUGGCGAUAAAAAAAUUCCUCCUCAAAUUGAUACGUCAUCUACUUGGGGUGAUAAGUUUAAACCUAAAGUUGGGAGUUGGGAAUGUAAAACUUGUUAUAUCAACAAUAAACCAGAUGUAGCGCUAUGUUGCGCUUGUAAUACUCCCAAAGAACCCUCAUCAAAAGCCGAUACCAAACCAAUUUCUAACAGCGGAAGUCAAUAUACUUUUGUAAUGCCUAAGACAAAUAAUGCUAUUUCUGGUUGGGGAGAUAAAUUUAAACCUAAGGAAGGUUCGUGGGAAUGUGACAUGUGUUUAGUAAGAAACAAUAGCGACGUGACUGAAUGUAGCGCGUGUAACAAACCCAGAUAUCAGAAUUCUGUACCCAAAGAAAACAAAUUAAUUGAUCAGAAUGCUGCCAUAAAAGAGAAUAAAUCAAUAUUUACAAACAAUGUUUCAAGUCCUAAAUUUACUUUUGGCAUUUCUCAUAAUCUAAAUGAUGAGAAGACUGUGAAAAGUGAAACAAAUUUGUUUAGCACGAAUACCACUCAAAAUUUUACCUUUGGCAUUCCGAGUGUGAUAUCUUUUGGCGAUCAAAAGACGAAUCCUAACGUUUUCGGUGCACCCAAAUUGGUUGAGAAAGAACAGCCUUUAAAUUUUUCCAUUAAAAGUGAUGACUCUAAAGUUUUUUCUGCUCCGAAACAAAAUGACACAAAAGGUUUUGGAUUUACCUAUAAACCACUGCAAACUGAGGAUAAAUCUAAAGAUACAGAAAAAAGUAAAUUUGUGUAUAUAGAGGAAGCAAAACUUCCUCCUAGUCCAUUUAGUAUUCUAAAAGAGGUUGACAAUGUUAGUGAAGAAGAAAAUGAGAUUUUAAUGUUUGGACAGAGGGCCAACUUGUACAAGUUCAUAUCGGGUAAAUGGGAAAAAUAUGGAGUCGGCAUAGUAAAAAUAUUAAAACCUAAAGAGAGCAAUAAAUUAAGAAUAAUAAUGCGACAAGACCAAGAUUCAAACAUUUGCUUUAACUAUAAUCUAACGUCUGAAAUUAAAUGCUCAGCGAAAGAUGAAAAAACUUGGCAUUUAACUAUUAACGAUUGUAGCGAAGGAGAAUCACGCGUUGAAAACUUUUGCCUCAAAUUUCCAAGUGCUGAACAUGCAUUGAAAUUCAAGGUCGCUGUAGACAUGGCUUGUAAUUCUCAAGCCGAAUACAAUAAUACUAAGAAAGAAAAGGAGACUGACGACGUUGUUUUCGUAAGUGAAAUACUUGCCUCCAAUGAAGACAAGCAAAGAGCUAUAGAGCUUAAACUGCCUGAAAACUUUUACACCUACAAAAGUAAGCCCCCGUGUCAAGGAUGUCGAGGUUGUAACGACGAAGAUGUUACAAGUGAACCAGCUUGUAAUUCUACAACAACAUCGUUAUCUAACACUACUGUAGGAGCGUCGGAAAUCAAUAUUUCCACUCCCGCGGAUGGUUCCAAACAAAGCCCAGCAAAUACGGCUUAUGGGACUACAGGCAUCUUAAAUGAAACUGCCGAUGUUUCUAUUUUCCGCACUCCUUUAGCAUUUGUAUCGAACACUUUAAAUGCAAGCAGAGCUAUUAACAAAGACAACACAUUAACUGAAAAGUCUAGCUCUGGAUUGUCUGAACAGAACUUGACAUUUGGAACUACAAACAUUUUUUCUCCUCAGCCAUCAUCAGUUACGAAAAAAUCUAUUUUAGCUCCACCUAAGUUAGAUACAGUGAAAAGUAAUAUAUCUACAGAAAAUAAAAGUAUGGAAUUCGAAAAUAAACCGAUACAGACAUCUACAGGUGUAAAUAGUAACAAAUCAUUAUUUGAUUUAUCAAGUAAUAGUAAAGAAAUGCCAAAGAAUUCUGAAGUCAAAUCUAUCUUUGGAGAUGAUCAAAAGCCCAUUAACCUCUUUAGUGGAAUGGGUCAAGGAAGUAUGUUCGGUCCAUCCGCUUUAAAAACUGAUGCACCAAAAUUGGGUCAGUUUAGUCCCUUCAGUACUCAGGGUCAAACAUUUAGUAGUUUUUUUGGGAAGGGGUCAAGUGAAGCAGUGACCAUUAGCUCCAAGCCUAAAGAUAAUAUAAAUCAAGCAACAGCUGUGACGGAAGUGACAUUAAAAGACAAUGAUGCAUCUAAAGAUGACAAAGAGAAUAAAGUGGCUGGAGCCUUAAAAGUUGACAAUGAGCUGUCAUUUGCCGCAUUAUCUUCAAAUGCAUCUGGAUUUAACAUUCAACAAAAAGCAGAUUUCAAAUGGGAAGGAGCUGGCCAGCAAUUAUUUACUAGUAAAGUGAAUAAAGAUAAGUCACAAGAUAAUGUUGAGGGCGAGUCAGAAGGAGCAGCCGCUGACGAGUACGACCCUCAUUAUGAGCCUAUUGUUCCAUUGCCAGCUAAAAUUGUUGUAACUACUGGUGAAGAAGAUGAGGUGAAGCUGUUUGGUGAACGUUGUAAAUUAUUUAGAUACGACGAAAAAGGUCGGGAAUGGAAAGAGCGUGGCGUUGGCGAGAUCAAAGUGCUAUUUCAUCCUAAACAAAUGACUUACCGCCUUCUACUCAGGCGAGAACAGGUGCACAAAUUGGUACUCAACAUGUUGCUGUUCAUGGACUUGCAAUUAUUGCCUAUGAAGAAUUCAAACCGCGCGUGGACCUGGGCCGGGAUGAACUACGGCGAGGAGAACGCCGCGGGCGAGCAGGAGAUGUUGGCCGUGCGAUUCAAAACGCCUGUUGGCGCUACUAAUUUCCAUGACAAAGUUGUUGAAUGUGUUAGGUCUUUACAAGCUGCAGCCGCGGAGGCUAUAAGAAAGGAAAAAGAAACCAUGGAAGCAAAAGGAAAAAUUGCGCCACUACAAGUUACCAGCGUCCCUCAGGCAGAGGUUGGGGAGAAAUUGGUUGUGACGAGUACCCAAGAGGAAACAGAAAGUCCUGCUACCAGUGAAACCAUCAAGCAACCUGUCAUGGAAACUAAACAAGUUCAUUUUGAUAUGGCUGAAGAAGGUUAUUGCGUGGAAGAGGAUGAAGGAAAUGACUACAGGGAAGAGGAUGAGGAUUACGAAAAUUAUGAACAUGAUGACUCUGAUGAAUACAAUGAGGAAGAAGAAGAUGAAACAGGAAUAUAUUUUUCAUGUGAAGGAGAAGCAAUAGUAGAAAAAGGCAGCAACAAGGAGAGCUGCCCGCAGGCCAACAUACAAGUGCUAUUUGACCAGAACUUGUACUCGCCCAAGAUCCUCGUGACCGACAUGAACACAGGCGAAGUGCUUGCAGACACACUCAUAUUUAUUGAUACUGAAUUCCAGCUUAAUGGUGAUUCGUGCACGUGGUCGGGUGUGGGCGAUGAUGUCAACAAGACUUACACAAUUAAUUUCCCGGACAACGAAACGGCUGUUUAUUUCUACGAUAGUUGCGAGACCAGUAAAACUGCUACUUGCUCUUCGAUGGACAAUGAAUCAUAAAAUGUCAGAAAUGUCCUGAGAAAUAAAAUUAUAAACACGCUACGCUAAGUAAAUGAUUGAUAGUAUUCAAUUCUAUUACUUUGUAAAUAGUCAAUGCUACAUUAAAUCCAUUUGUAAUCUUAAUUUUAAAUUAUUAGAUUUUUGUGAUGAUUUGACGAAUUAUUUUUUAUUAAAUCGGUGUUAUUUUACUCUAACGAUAAACUUAUUUGUUGU
This is a messenger RNA of Papilio polytes (common Mormon), 8719 nucleotides long. RefSeq names its product E3 SUMO-protein ligase RanBP2-like. Gene Ontology annotation, biological process: intracellular transport. Lineage: Eukaryota; Metazoa; Arthropoda; Insecta; Lepidoptera; Papilionidae. Gene Ontology annotation, cellular component: nuclear pore; cytoplasm. The transcript is spliced from 12 exons. The coding region runs from base 155 to 8506 and encodes 2783 amino acids. The record is from RefSeq and is a predicted model, not a curated record. Gene Ontology annotation, molecular function: protein binding; GTPase activator activity.